CGCGAGUCGGACGACGCUGGCCGAGUGCAGUGAGAUCACCCAGCGGUGGCGGUUCUUCUGUCAGGAGCUUUAGCUGCUGUGUUUACCCGGGGAAGUCGUGUGAGUUGGCCGUGUGAAAUAAGAUGGAGUCCAGCGAAACCAGCGUGUACGGCGCCGCUUUAGCCGGCGGCAGCUUCGACUUCAUGAAGUUUAUCAAGCAGCCACAAACUGUGCUACGGAUACUUAGCUGGGUGUUUGCCAUUGUGGUUUUUGCCACCAUAACAGCGGAAGGGUACGUAAAUCCCCCAGACGAUUUUCAUGUGAUGUGUGUGUUCAACAAGAAUGACGGGGCAUGCCACUACGGAAUGGGCAUCGGGAUCAUUGCCUUCCUCGCCUGUGUGGCCUUCCUUAUGGCUGACAUUUAUCUCCCCAUGAUGAGUAAUGCCCAGGAGAGAAAGCAUGUGGUGACAGCUGACCUGGUGUUUUCAGGAGCCUGGACGUUUCUGUGGUUUGUUUGUUUUUGCCUCUUGGCUAAUCAGUGGGCAAACACUGCUGACACAAAAGGCAUCGCUACUGACGCUGUACAUGCCAUCAUUGCCUUCUCUUUCUUCUCCAUCGCCACCUGGGGUGCUUUGACAUAUUUUGCACUGAUGAAGUUCCGCCAAGGCGUGGGAGAGCUCGCUCAGAACUUAGCCGAAUCUCCUCCAGAUCACACUUCCGAAUACCCAACAUCAUACGUCCCACCAGAUCAUAACUCCUCAUACCCCGCAUCUAAUUACCCCUCCUUCCCGAGCAGCCGUUCAGACAUCUACCAGCAGCCCUCCUUUACGCCGAAGCAGGAGCCAAUGGGGGGCAGUGACUACCAGCCUCCGGCCUACUGACAGAUAUGAAGCGAAAAGGGACAAUUCACUGGCCUGAUCACAUGACACAGAGCAUGGGAGGGGCCUGAAAGAGCAGCCAAUGAGAGCUCCUGUGCAUGGACUGGCCCGGCACUCCUUGAUGUUGAUUGGUUGGAAUUAUUCUUUGUAUUUGUCUGAUGAAGACAGCCUUACUGUUUCACAGCUGUUGAAUGUUUUUGUUUUUUAAAUGUUUUGUCUAGCUUAGAGUUAAAGAGCACCCAUUGCACAAAUGGUGUCUAUAUAUAAUGUGAGUCAUUGUGAAACUGAUGAUGUCAGAGCAGGCUCUCUGCUCUAAGCUCCCACUGUUCUGAUUUUGUCGACCUUUAUGUCAACAGUGUCCCAUUUUCACACUGUAUAACUUCUGUAUGUUGUGCCUUGACCCCAAACAUUACAGCCCAGAGUUAAAUGGCCCCCUUUCAGUUUUCUGUGUCAACCAGGGAGACUGCUCAGCCCUCUUUUUUGUUUUAUGAUAGAAAGUCAGUCGACUGUGUCAGUCAUGGAGUCAAUCAAGCGAUUUAAAGAGUGUUAAGUGUUGCAGAACAAAACAGUAGAUCCUCAGUAGCUUCACAUUCAGCUGCUGUUCUCAGUGGUAAAAUAAAGCAGUGGCUUACACUACUGGAAGUAAAGCCAUAUUUCAUUGUGUAACUUGAAAUGGCCAUAAUUUUUGUCCUGUUUUGCCAAAAUGAAAACUAAUCAGAUGGGAAAUCCAUACUGGGGUGUUUUUAACUAAGACAGAACCACAUUUGAUAUAGACCUUGUUUGUUCACAUUAUCUCUUGCAGUUACCCAGGAUAUAAUGUGUCCACACACAACCUCAAAAUAUGCAUUUCAGGCCUUCACUUGUCAAUGUAUUAGUACACUGAGCUCAGGUUAACUCUGCUGUGCCAGAGAAUCAAACGUUUUCAAGUUCUAAGAAAUAUCAGUCAUUAAUUAAAGUAGAUAUACAUGCAAAUGUUUGAAAACCCUUUUCGAAUGACAUUUUAUUUUCUAAGUGGAAAAAGUUAACAUAUCCCCUAGAGAGAACAGAUGUAAAUAUGGUAUUCUUUUUUGCAAAUGUAAAAAAAAACAAACAAACAAACAAAAAAAACAUUAUGCUUUAUCCUCCCCCCAAUAUUGUUCAGUUCAGCAAAUAAACAUUAAUUGUGCAUUUAAAUGAGCUGAAGGAUGUUCUCUGUAGAGCAUGUGUUGAACUAUUUUCACUUAAAUCAUUGACCAGGGUGCCUAAACUUGAGCAUACAACUGUACAUGUUUUGGUUCUUUUUUUUUUUCCCCUAGCUUGGAUUUUAGCCUAAUUGUUGAUAUGGAAGUAAAACCACUAUACAGUCUUUAAGAAUUCGGACCUAUAGCUGUUUCUCCCUACAGUCUAACACAUUUUGACUUCAGUUUAAUAUGUGGCUAAUUGAGAUGUCAUUGCACUCCGAAUUUCUUUCUGGGAUCUGGGUGUUAAUUGCUAUACAUUUUUUUCAUCAGAUUUUGUACUGUAACAAACACUGGUUUAAAAUUAGGGAUGCACAAUAUUGGAAUAACUGUAUCUGCAGAUAUUUGCCUUCACAUUCUUUUAGCACUGGAUGGAUGUUGAUAUUUCAAACUGAUGUUUGAUAAAUUUAUUGUACACUCAAACACAAUGUAAUAAAAUGCAAAUGUCUGCAUUUUAUUCACAUUCACUACAUUUACAAUCCUACUGAAAUAAAUCGUUCAUUUCUCUGUAAUGCUAAUUCAGGUAGAUCUAGUUCCAAUUUAUACAUCUUAAAAACUCAAUAUUUGUAGUAAAUGAAAAACAUCAGAUAUCCGUAUCGGUCCACAAUUCCCAUAUCAGUGCAUCCCUAUUGAAUGUUUCUUACAAUGCGGAAUUGCACUUUCUAGCAUAUGAACUGCAUAAACAGGCCAAAUGGCUACACAAGAAUAAAAUUGUGUAUUGUGACAGGGAAGAAGAAAAUAAAUUUCAUUUGGCCAAGUA
Molecule: messenger RNA, 2834 nt
Organism: Pygocentrus nattereri (red-bellied piranha)
Lineage: Eukaryota; Metazoa; Chordata; Actinopteri; Characiformes; Serrasalmidae
Gene: syngr2b
Product: synaptogyrin 2b
Exons: 4
Coding region: 123-860 (245 amino acids)
Cellular component (GO): synaptic vesicle membrane; neuromuscular junction
Source: RefSeq, a predicted model, not a curated record